Messenger RNA from Haliotis rufescens (red abalone), 2011 nucleotides. RefSeq lists its product as uncharacterized. The transcript has 4 exons. The record is from RefSeq and is a predicted model, not a curated record. Bases 51 to 1619 code for a protein of 522 amino acids. NCBI's taxonomy places the organism in Eukaryota, Metazoa, Mollusca, Gastropoda, Lepetellida, Haliotidae.
UAACAGUUGUAUGUUGAGCUAAUGAUGAGUAAGACUCAUCGCGGAAUGAAAUGAGUGUAGUUUUUCCGUGCAGGAAGAGAGAAUUCUUGGCUCCUUCAAAAACCCUUCAAGAUCUGAAAGUAAAACUCGGUCCUGUUUAUUUUGAUGCUAAAUUGAUUGAAUGUCCCCAAAAUGCAGUUGAACUCGUAAAGCUCCUACAGAAGUUGGAAGAGCUUGAUAAACAGAAAUUCAAGAAGUUGUCGGAAAAGUCCAGGGAACAAAGAGUUUUACAGAAUUCUUUAUCGUCAAGGUAUGUCAACAUUAAGGACCCGUCAUGUUCCUCCUUAUUAUCCACCUCCUCAUCCGUCAAGAGUUUCUCCGAGGUCAUCGACCAGAAGAAGCUGCCACCUGGCUUCCGGUUCCAUGCAAAUGGCGAUCCGAAGUCGGGGGUCAUGGCGCCCGACAGGGACGUCGUAGACUCCAGGACAUCCGUGACGUCGCGGCUCUCAGCUACAGACAGGAGGGACGGCAGGUGGAGAGAUGAUGACGGCGGCAACGUCGAUGAUGACAAACUGGAAGAUGAAAUAACUGAAGAGAACACUCCCCGUGACCCGGGGUAUGAAGAGAUUGAUUACAGCCAUGAAAUAGAAGAGCUGGAAAGGGUAAUAAUGCAGCUUGAGGCCCAGCUCAUCUCUCAGUCGGACAAGUCCACAAUCUCUGACGACGAAACUGUUUCGUCUAAACACAAUUUCCUCCGGGCCCACUCACACUCCGGCGAAAUCUUCGAGUCGUGUCUGAACCGGACGUCGGCAAACUACGCUUACGACCCAGAACAGCAGUACAGACUGGAAAAACUGCCUGGCAGUCAGUUCCUUGGCUCCCGAUUCAAACCGACAGUGUCGAAAAAUUCAAAAUGCCUUGCGUGUCAGUUUAAGCUGAGGCAUGUCGGAAACGAGUUCCUCAAAUCCAAUGGCAAGGGCAUCACGAAGGAAAGAUGGCAUAUCGCACCUUCAGGCUGCUUUGUCGCGAGCCCCACCAUCUCCGCCAAGUCCAGCCUCAGACUCAUAGAACAGACCCAGCAAAGUAGAGAGUCAAUGGUCAGAGAUUGGUCUGGCGGGUUGCCAGGAGAUUCCAGCAGAGGGUCCGCCAAAACACUUCCCAGGCGACAUGGGAGCUCCAUCGUGUUCAAGAACAGCAGCAGCUUGACGUCCAACACGUCACCAAGGAGGCGCCGAGACGGAACCCAGUCUCACACAAGCAGCAUGACGUCCAACGUAUCAGGGAGGCACUUAGACGGAACCCAGUCCCACGCAAGCGGCAUGACGCCCAGGGUGUUAUCGGGGAGGCGUUUAGACGGAACCCAGUCUCACACAACCGGCAGGGCGUCCAGCAAGUUACAGGAGAGUCGUCAGGACGGAACCCAGUCCAAUACUAGCAGAAGGGUUGUCUCAUCUACCGUGGGUUCCACGUCAAGUCUACGUAGAUUCUUGUCACCACUACAGAAGGACUCGAGAAUGCAGAUGCUCAGAUCUCAAGUGGAACAGGACACAUACGACUGCCAACAAAAAGUGGAUGCUUUCAUAGAUGACCUGAAAACGAAGAAACUCACAGAAUCCAAACACCGAGGGGAACACGACUGAAGGAUGGCAUCUCUCCGUGCCCCAUCACCACGCCCUCGGCAUUAAUAUGCUGCUCAGUAACCAGUCGUAUUCAGACAGCGAUCCGACCUGAUAUGAUGACUGUUAAGGAACAGAAACUGGGACAUGUAGUAUCGUUUUGUCGGUUAUCUACUGGGACAAACUGGCUUUGUGCCUUGUUUACGAGACCCUAGGUCACGCCGUCUUGUCUGUACGGCCUUCCUUGUGUCAGUCGUGUGGUAAUAUGUAUGCAUGUCCACGUUCCGUUAGAUCUAGACCACGCCAUUAGUGUCAGUUUAGAGGAAAUAUGUAUGUCAAACCAUAUGCAUAUUGCCUCUGUUCAUAUUGCAUGUAGUAAAAUCAGGACCGAUGAAAAUAAAUUAUUUUUGUAAACA